Liolophura sinensis is the source of this 7080-nucleotide messenger RNA. RefSeq names its product polyhomeotic-like protein 2. Gene Ontology annotation, biological process: negative regulation of DNA-templated transcription. Gene Ontology annotation, cellular component: PRC1 complex; nucleus. Bases 157 to 2706 code for a protein of 849 amino acids. The record is from RefSeq and is a predicted model, not a curated record. Gene Ontology annotation, molecular function: histone binding; zinc ion binding; chromatin binding. The transcript is spliced from 11 exons. Lineage: Eukaryota; Metazoa; Mollusca; Polyplacophora; Chitonida; Chitonidae.
AGACAGAAGCUGGUGGACGCGUUUGAAGUUGCUUUGUUUUGCCGAUUUCCCACCAGGAUGUUGGGCCCGUCUAUGUACGAAUCAGAUGGUUUCUUCUGUCUUUUUACAGAUUUGUAACAAGUAAGGUCUAGUGCUGAGUUCACAUUUCAAGUGACGAUGUCCGCAGAUCAGCGACAAAAUAAUGGCGGGGGUGGACCACCUACCAACCAUAACAACAACAACACAAAUGCUAAUAACAACAACAACAACAACAAUGCUAUGAAUCCAGGAAUGCCUGUUGGAAUGCAUGGCUUACAGCCUGGGAUGGCGAGCAUGCAGGCAAGUCUGCAAGCAGGUAUGCCGGGAGCGAUGCAGGGUAUGCCCGCCAGUCUUCAGGCCAGCAUGCAAAGUGGUAUGCGGUCUCCUGUCUCUCAAGUUCAGCUGAUCCACUCCCCACUGCCUGGCCCCCCGUAUCUCUCACAGUUCCCCUACAACCAGCAACUCAUGCUUCAGAAUGCAGCUGUACAAGCGGCUAUGCAGGCUCAGAUGAGUCAGCAGUUGAACCUGGCCAUGCAGGGCAGACCACCAUCUGUUAGCCCAAAGAGCCCCAGUUUACCUGUGCUAUCUCCAAGUCCUUCCGCCACACAGGCCCAGAUGAGUAUGGCAGGCACCAGCACUUCUUCUUCCUCCUCUACCAGCACCUCUUCCCAGGGUGGCUCCAAUGGGAGCAAGUCUCACACCAGUAAAGCAGGGUCAAACAGUAACCAGGCCCAGGUGGCAGCCAUGAUGGCAGGCAAGGCUACCAUGAUUCCCCGCCAAGCUCAGGCUGCACAGCCAAUCGUUAUUGGCCAGAUUGGUGUUGUUCCAGGACAGCCUGUGUCAACUGCUGGCUUCCUGCCACAGGGUUGUGAUCCUUCACAGUUAAUCAACAGUCAGGCCCAACAGCUAAGACUGACCAGCCAGCAGCAGCUAGUGACCAGUACUGGUCAGAUCAUCACGUCCCAGCCCAUGCUGACCAAUCAGGCCGUGUUACAAGCCAUGGCCAGUCUCCAGCAGCAGGGCAUCCCUAUCGCACAUCAACCUUUGCUGGGGACUCAGACGCCAUCUUUGAUACCAGGCCAACCACUCUUCAUCCGACCAGCAGGUCCUAUGCAGCCUCAGCAGAACAUGAUGGCAGCUGCUGCUGCCAAUGUUCAGAAUAUGAAUGCUAUGAAGGGCCAGAAGCCAGUGGACACGCCAACAAACCUGCAAACCAAACCUUCCAACAACCCUUCGGGGAAAUCCCCUUCUGCUGGGCAAGGACGUAACCUGACUAUUCUGCCAUCGACGUCACGACCAGGUGUGUCAACCGCUCGGGUUAACCCAACCAGCAUGCACUCUCUGAGUCAGGCGACGAAACUGAACAUCCCGCAAGUGACCCCAAAGCUGAACAAAACCAAGGCUCGAUCUCACAGCAGCAAAACUACAUCAACUUCCACCAGCCAAUCAAAAACAAACCCUACAAACAGUCAGGCAAAAACAGCAACCACAUCAACCAGUUCAGCUAAUGGCACCGUGGGCACUCCAUCAAAGAGCCAAUCGGGAUCAGAAUCUGAUGCGUCUAAGAAAGCUUCCCCAUCUACACCCCCUGCUGUUCCAGUCCCCAGACCAGCCGAGCUACCCAAAGAGAAAGUGCCCACUGCAUCUGUGGCAGCGUCUAAAUCCAUCACUGAGAAAGUAGUGGAACAGGCAGCUGUUGAUAAAGGCGCCCUACCUGCUGACAGAGAACAACAGGAAGAAGAUAUGGAGGUGGAGAAAGCACCGGAGCCAAAGAAGGAUGUUGUUGUUGAAAAACAAAGGGCCAUUGUGAAACCUCAUAUCCUGACCCAUGUCAUUGAGGGGUUUAUCAUUCAAGAGGGGCCCGAGCCUUUUCCGGUUCAGAGGUCCUCACUGCUCACAGACUUUAUUCCUCCAAAGCAUAACAAUGCCGAGGCCAAGGACUCUGAAGAUGACCACUCGCCGUACGCUUUCCGUGACCCGACCCCAGAGGAAAUGCUGAACAGACCCCAGGGAGCAGUGGAGGAGAGGGACCUACAUAUCCAGCCCGCCCCAGGCCCGCUCCCCACCCUAAAGUGUGAGUUCUGUGGCAAAGUCGCUAAGGCAGAGAAGUUCCGUUGCUCCAAGCGCUUCUGUUCCACAACCUGUGCAAAACGCUACAAUGUUGGAUGUUCGCGACGCCUGAGUCUCUUUAAGUCAAGUAGCUCUAAAGACAGUUCCGAGACUAAACAUCUAGUGCGGUCGGUGUCAAUGCCUGCAGGCCGAUGUAUGAGGAAGAGGAAGCCAGCAGGACUGAGGAUGAGGAAGAGCUGGAGGUCAGGACGCGGUGGUCGUAUGAGUUUCAACAGUCUCAGCAGUCAGCCUCUGGAGGAUAACAGCUCAUCGCGUAGUGAACACGAGAGUAGCUCUUCCGUGGGCUCUCCAUCCCCUCCCCAGGAGUUUGAGAUGGAGACAGAUGAACCUAACCCUCAGUCAAACCCUUCCAAGUGGACAGUACAAGACGUGUACGAUUUCAUUAACUCUAUUACUGGUUGCGCUACAUACGCUGAGGAGUUCAAGGCCCAGGAAAUAGACGGGCAAGCACUGCUGUUGUUGAAAGAAGAUCAUUUAAUGACAACGAUGAACAUGAAAUUGGGGCCGGCCCUGAAAAUCUGUGCUCGUAUUAACUCUCUUAAGGAUGAUUAUGUGUGAACAAUUGUGUGUUAAUCCUGUAGGUGUUGAACGUUUCUCUUAACUAGGUCACAGUUUUAGCAGAUCUUCAACUUUGAUGGAUGGGUUGCCUCCCUUUUGUAACUCUGGUCCACUGUCUCGCCAUACAACAGACCACCCUUCUAAUUAUUUUGAAACGUGAUUGUUGUCAUUAAAAAGAAAAAAGGCUGUUAUUUGAAAAUUUUAGAAAGAAGUCUAUUGUGCAUCUCAGUUAACCCUCUGGUGAUCAGAGCAAGUUGGUAUUUUCAUGAUGUAAAAAUAAUAGUUUGGAUAAAAUCUGUCAGUUGUCGAAUCAGUUUGUAAAUUUUGAAAAAAUUUUGAAAUUGAAAGAAUGUCUUGCUCCACUUAACAAAGGUAUUUUUUUUUGUUGAGCUUGACAAUGGACUGUUGCAUGUAUCCUUUAGGCUACAGCAGCCUGUGGUCAUGUUCAUUGAUGAUGUUGUCAUGUGUAGAAUGUAUGUGCUAUUCUACAUCAUACAUUGUCACACAAGGUGACUCUUGAGAGCAUUUGUCGUGGUACAUGUUUAUGUAGGUCUGUGGAUUGGUUUUAAACAAGAACGCAUUAGAAGGAAUUUCAGAGUGUAUUCUGAAACAUGUCGUUUUAAUGUUAGGUUAACUUUCUAAGGUUUUGUCUGGAACAAAAAAAAAUAAAGAACAGUUGACUGGUAUUGUAAAGUGUUCGGUUUGCCGUUAAUAGUUUGGACUACAUUUCAAAAAGAAUUUUACAUGAAUAGUUGUCUAAUUGUUAUGUUACAUCCACUUCGUACAUUUCAUUGUCAAGCAAAUCUAGCUUGGCUUAUUACUGAAGAUUGUAAGCAUGGCUUAUUGAUGUGAGUAAGAUUUUCGUACCAGAUCAUGUUUGUAUGAAUUUUUCCCCCCAGGUUGGUAUUAUUUUCGUAAGAGUAACAUUUAGCAGGAUGUUAGGUGCGAUCGAGGUCCACAUGAGCCAGUUUAUUUCCCUCUUUAAGCAUAAAACUUGACUUGCGAAUAAUUUACACCUGUGACAGAGAUGCCUUUGCAAGAUUAGGCUUGUCACCUUACAUGUUAGAUAUUUAAUUGAGUGCUCUUUUUAUGUAUUUUAGUGAUAUUUACACCCACACGCAUUUAUCGUUUGGUCAUUUUUUAUUAUUGAUUUGUGUACAUGUUUUCUCAUGUUGAGCACAAAAAGUAUCGGAAUAUAAUCAAACAAAUGUCAUUGUUCAUUUACAUGCAUGAAAACCUCCUUUUUGUGUAACAUAUAUGUUCCAUGUGUUUGUAAAUAAGUCAUUUUUUAGAAUACCCUUUUAAAUACAGUUUCAGUUAUGUUCAAUAUUUUGUGCCCUAUUUCGCUGACAAGUAUUAAUAUCUUAUAUUUCAUGUGGCCAGUUUAGGUUUUCUUUUCUUUCAUUGCAGUCGUCGUUUUUUUUCAUCAUCAGUUUAUCAUUAAAAGAAUCAGUAUCAUAUUCACACUUGUCAGAUGCCAUUAAUUUGAUUCUAGGACCCCUCCCCAAAAAAACUGCAUAAGUCAUUUCAAAGCGACAAGGAAGUGGAAUGAAAAAGUGAAAUAUGAAAGAGGAACUAUUAAAAGAAGAGAAAAAAACCACAGAACCUUAGUUAUUUUGGAAGAGGAGUGGAAUGAGAACGAACAGAAACAGCCAUUUUGUCCUGAUGUGUUGUUACAUGUAACUCUAGAAAUCAGCUAUUAAUCUGGAAUAGGCCAUGGGAUACACCGUGUUGGAGAAAUCGAAGGCCUCGUUACUCAUUCCCCACAUUUGUAUGGCUAAGGGGCAAGACAAUGCCCAAGUGACAUCAGCGGAAACAGGUGGGUUCCCAUGCCUGAUGAGUUAAAUUUGAUUACAUGUCGGCGCGUUCGAUUUCUCAAUGUAAGCAAUUUUGUUUACUUCAAACUGUGAUUUCUCGGUAAAUAUGCACAAUCACAAAAAUAGAGAGGUAUGGUUUUUAAACUUCCUACAGGAUACUUCACUGAUGUAUAUAUACAUUUAGUGUAGUCUUGCCUUUUCUUUUAGACCACAGCCUUGCUGAAGUCAAAUCUGGUAACCUGUGCCUGUACUGACUUCUUUCUGGCUUCUGAAUUCACCCCUGACCCUAACACCUCCUAUGACCCACCUCAAAUCAUUGUUUUAGUUCCAAACUGAGUGAAAGAGCCAACUUCAGUUCACAGAGUAAUGAAGCAAAAAUUUGAUUGCACAAACUGCCGACCAGAUGAGGGUACCUGUAGGUCUUCCAUGCAUAUAAACUGUACCUCAGAUCUAGUUUCUGCUGUUGAUACGAAGAAAAAUUUAAACAGUUUUCUAGGGUUUCUGUUGUUAUGGUUUUCAGCUUGUCCGCAGCAAAAUGAAGUUAAGAAAGACAUAAACUACACUAUGGCAUGUAAAAAAAAAAAAGGUGUUGAUUACAGAAAAGGCACUCACAAGUUUUGUGGAAACAUUUAUUUUGUCUUCAUUCAGCGUGUUCCACAGAGUUUUUAGCUCGCCUGUACAAAGUAAGGCGAGGUAUUGUGAGAGGGGACAAAAAGUGUCGGUGUCAGGUUAAGCUUUUUUUUUUUAGCUCCUGUAUAAUGGGCUGUCAUACAUGGGUGGAAGGUUAAACUUUUUCUUUUAGCUCCUGGGCUCUCAUUCAUUGAUUGAAGGUCAAGCUUUUUCAUUUAGCUCUCUAGUCAAACGUAUAGUGUGUAAAUGCACAUUCUCGGAUAGAAGGUUAAGCUUUUUUUUAGCUCUUGUAUAUUGGGCUAUCAUACAUGGAAUGAAGGUUAGGCUUUGUUUUUUUUGGCUCCCUAUUCUGAGGUAUGGUGUGUAAAUGCACAUUCUCAGAUGGUAGGUUAAGCUAUUUUGUUUUAGCUCUUGUUGAUUAGAAAGUUUUGUUUUUUAUAUUUCUUAAGGGCCCACUAAUGGAAGGUUGAACUGUUGUAUUGGCUCUCGUUUUAUAGGCUUUGUGAAAGUUUUUUAAUGAUUUUAAUUGAUAGACUUUCAAUUCAAAAAUUUACCAGUUGUAUAAAUUUCAAUUUUUUUUCUGUAGUAAACACGUUCUUUAGAAAUUAAGCCUCCAUUUAAGGCCAUCCAUACAGUCAGUGACUGUUGUCAGUUGAGUAUUUGUUCAGCCACUCAGAGGGCUACAUUGGCCACUCAGAGUACAAGGAUAGCCAAUCAUGGGAAGCGAUUUGCAUAUCAAUGACCACUCCAGAGAGUUGGUUGAACCACCCCAUAAUGAAAUUUUUUUUUACUGCCAUAGCUCAACACUGGUCGGCCAUGAACAACGUUGGAAUUGUUCAUGGAUUACCGCAUGCAGUUCACAGUUUGCAUAUCAAAGGCCACUGCCUCAGUUUUGUGUACAAACUGGCCAGAAUGAUGUCUUUACCACCACAACACGUUACGGCUUUUAUCUUUAUUCUGAUUCUAUUGUCUAGUUGACCUCAACAGCAGGCGAGCUGGUGGGAUUCUCUGAAUGCGUUGUUGAUUUGACAUCCUCUUGUUCAUUAGCAUCACUGUUAAAAAUUCUAAGUGCCAUUGCAUUGUAUGUAUUUACAAGAAGCACAUUUUGACUGAUUGUAUUUGUAUUAUAAUUUUAUUUGUCUUGUAAUUUUAUUCAAAAGAGUAAUUUGUAGGCUUUAAGUCAGACGAAAGUUUCUUGGUGACAGGCUGGUCUAUUAUUCAUACUUGCAAGCACAACACUGCCUAUAUUAGGCCUACAAGGGGAAGGUAAAAAAUUUGUGAACAGCCUAAAAUCAUAAGGGUUUAUUUGAGCAGCUGGCCAUGAGAUUAACCCAUGUGACAUAUGCAUCUGCAUGUAGGUUUCUUAUCCUCCAUCCAUAGAAAAGGAAAGUUUUUCUCCAAUCUACCCAUGUUAAGGAAACCACCCACCAUGGUGCUUUUGGAGAAGGGCUCAAAUAUAACGGCUUCACAACCAUUGGCCCCAUGUGUGCUGUAGGCCUGUUGGAUUUCACCUGCUUUUUUUUUUUUUCCAGCGACACAUUUUGCAUGAUUCUGAUUGAUUCAUCCAACUUAAAGGGCCACUAAAGAAUUUUUUGUUGAUUAAUUUUUUUGUCAUAAAAAGUAUCAUUUUAAAGUCUAUAUACUUCUGAAGUGCGUUUUAACUGUCCAAUCUUUAUGUAAAACACAGUGUUUAACCUUCGAGAGGCGAGGUGGACUAGAGGCUGGCCUGACCAGUAAUGUCAAACUACACGUACUAUAGGUUUGUGAGAGUACAACUCUACUUGUAUCAACUUCAACAGUGUUCUUCUUUAAUAAUUGAUCCAGUCUUGUUAUGUGAAAGGAAACUGAAGAAAGAUAGAAAAUACUAUGUAUUGUGCUAUUGGGUUUAAAGUUUCUGUAUUAUAUUGGUCACUGCUAAUUAUACUCU